UGCUUCAUCACUCGCAAACUUGCCGCGCGCUGCGUUGCGUCGUCGUCGUCGCGUCGCCUCGUCUCGUUUUUCGUUUUUCGUUUGGUCGUUCUUCUGCGUGCUGCUGUCGUUUUGCCAUUCGCCUGUUUACAUUUGUUUUUUUUUGUUCUUGUGUUGACAAUCGCCUGUAAUUGUUGUAACGAUCCUGCGUAAGCGUGAGCGAGAGCGAGAGCAAGUAACUGAACAGUUCGGUGCGUGUGCGUGUGCAAGAGUGAGAGAAAGAGAGGGACAAACAGAGUGCUCUUCUACACACAGCAGCAGCAGCAUGGCGAGUGCUGAACGCAUGAAUACAACAGCUGCAAUGGUCGCCCACAUGGCGCCCAGUCGGAGCACAACGCCCGAUCAGCUGGCCCGCCUCAUCGAUGUGCAUCUGGGCGAUCUGCGCGAGGAGCAGCCCAACUGGAUGCUCGCCCCCUCGCCGGUGGCGGGUCGCGGCGUCUUUGCCACACGCGACAUUGCCGCCGGCGAGCUAAUCUUUCGGGAGCGUGCCCUCGUCGUGGGUCCCACAGCGCGCAAGGGUUCGCAGCUGAACACAUGCGUCUGCUGCCAUCGUCUGCUGGCCAGCAAACACUUCCUCUGUCCACAUCACUGCACGCUGCCCGUUUGCGGUGAAUGCGCCGACUCCGCUGCGCAUCGCAAUGAGUGCGAACACUUUCAGCGCUGGAUGCCCAAGGAUCUGACAGCGAGCGAAGAGCAGCCGCCAGCCAAAGAGUCGCCAUCCGAAGAGAGUGAUCCUCAGGACGUGGCCACAAAGGAGCCGUUGGGCGACGUCGUCAAUCCGCUGUCGCUGCGCAUUUUGACCGCGGUGCGCGUGUUUUACCUCAGCAAGGAGCAGCGGGCGCUGGUCGAUGCCAUGCAGGCGAAUGCGGAGCGUGGCUAUCGCCAGGAGAUCAUCAAGGCGGCGCAAUGCUUUCGCAAAUUCCCCACCACCGAUAAACCGUUCAUGGAUCAGCUCUUCCGCGUUGUCGGCGUCCUCAAUACGAAUGCCUUUGAGGCGCCGUGUCGCGUCGACAAGCACGAGACACUGCUCCGUGGCCUCUUCCCGCUGACGGCGAUCAUGAAUCACGAGUGCACCCCGAAUGCCAGUCAUUACUUUGAGAACGGUCGGCUGGCGGUGGUGCGGGCAGCGAGGGAUAUUCCCAAGGGCGGCGAGAUCACAACCACGUACACGAAGAUCCUCUGGAGCAAUCUCACGCGCGGCAUCUUCCUCAAGAUGACCAAGUACUUUGUGUGCAACUGCGACAGAUGCAACGACAACUCUGAGAAUGGCACGUAUUUGUCGGCGCUCUUCUGCCGGGAACAGGGCUGCAAGGGACUCGUGAUACCCGUGCAGACGAAGACACUGCAACCGGACUGGCGUUGUCUCAGCUGCGAGAAUGUCUUUCCGCAUGCGAAGAUGGCGCGGUAUCAGGACUUUGCCCUCAACACGAUCAACAAUCGGAUCAACACGUGCAGUGUGCGCGACAUGAUUCACUUCAUCAACGAGCUGUGCCCGCGCUUCUGUCCGCCCUCGAACUAUGUGCUGAUCGAGGCCAAGUUGAAUGUGAUCUGGCGCAUGACGCGCCUCGGUGCAGAAGAGUAUGCGCCCGAGGAGUUGGCUCACAAGGAUCGCUAUCGCGAGGAGAUCCUUGCCAUUCUGCAUAAGCUGGGCGCCGGCGAGUGCACGCUGAAGAAGCUCAUCACCGAGGAGAUACAGUGAGCGAUGCCAAAAACAAUCAAAACAACCAAGGUGAACGACCCCAGCUGUGUGUGAAUGUGUGUGCGUGUGAGUGUCCUGCUGUGUCCAUGUGUGCGUGUGUGUGUGUGUAUGUGUGUGUUAAUGCUGGCGGGUUCAGCUGUUUUUGGCCAAAUCAAUUGUUGUAGCUAGUAAAAAUUGCUUAUUUUUUUUCUCAUUAGAAAUAUUAUAAUAAAAAUAAAGCUAUUGAAAGUGAAAUCGAAA
Messenger RNA from Drosophila nasuta, 1978 nucleotides. RefSeq names its product SET and MYND domain containing, arthropod-specific, member 8 (gene SmydA-8). Lineage: Eukaryota; Metazoa; Arthropoda; Insecta; Diptera; Drosophilidae. Bases 305 to 1738 code for a protein of 477 amino acids. The record is from RefSeq and is a predicted model, not a curated record. The transcript is spliced from 2 exons. Gene Ontology annotation, molecular function: protein binding.